AUGAGUGCCGUUGAUUUAGUCACAGUGGGAAAUGAUCAAUAUAAUGAAGAUACAGUCGAUGAAUCAAUGGAUCUGAGAGGGCUUAGUACCAUACAGAGUUACGUCACUGAUUAUAUCCAGUAUCGUGUACAUCUACAUAACGUUUACUGUCCGCGUUUACCAGAAAUCCCAGUUUCGGACGAUUAUCGAUUUGAAUUAAUUCGAGCGGUUGCCUUAAUUUUUGAAAAGAAGCAUGCAGAAGAACUCACGAAUAUGGUUACAACAUUAUGCCUUAAUGGAAGGCUUACAUUUCAACGAUAUGUUGAGGUCGUAGAAUGUUUUGCUCAUAACGAUGAUGAUGAGUCAAAUAAGCAACUGUCUUAUGGAAGAUUGGUGGCAUUGAUUGCAUUUGCUGGAUUAGUUGCGAUGAAACUUUGUGAUUUACAGUUGUUUACAGAAGUGUCAAUGAUUGCACCAUAUACGUCUAAAUUCUUGCACAAGCGAAUCGUUUUGACAUGGCCACAGGAUAGACGUUCUUGGGAAGACUUUUUUGAUCGCGCCAGAACCAUAAUUGAUAAGAAUGAAGCUGAAGAGAGUGAAAAAGUUAACUUGAAAUCUGAAUGCAAUCGAUGGUGGCUGUCGAUUAGAGCAUUGGUGAUAUUCGGCAUGUUUGGUAUCGGUGCCUUCACAUUGGUGAAAACAAUACUAAAAACACGAUAA
Messenger RNA from Brugia malayi, 699 nucleotides. RefSeq names its product Apoptosis regulator proteins, Bcl-2 family protein (gene Bma-ced-9.2). The record is from RefSeq and is a predicted model, not a curated record. Lineage: Eukaryota; Metazoa; Nematoda; Chromadorea; Rhabditida; Onchocercidae. The transcript has 4 exons. Gene Ontology annotation, biological process: regulation of apoptotic process. Bases 1 to 699 code for a protein of 232 amino acids.